CUUCAGAAGAAGACAUGGUGUUGAUUCUAUGCCUAUUAUUAGCGAUAAGUGAAUUUGUUUCGAGAAUAACAAAUCGCCGAUAACAAGUGAAACUAGACUUUGAGAAGAUACCUGCUAGUAUGUAUAGUGCUAUGUAGCUCUUCAGAUAUAAAAUAAUAUAACUGAAACUAAAAUGCAACGGUCUCCAUCACUAGUGAUACAAGAUUGUGAAGAAGAUCACGCGGACCUCAUUCGUGCAGCUGAUUUUGAAACUGCAAUUAGCUAUUCCAAGUGUGGAAAAUUCCAGAAAAUCCUCUUAGUGGUAUGUGGGAUCAUUUAUGCAACAUGUGCUAUAAGUACUACGACGCUCUCAUUUGUUCUGCCGUCAGCAGAAUGCGACUUCAAUUUAUCAUCCAGUGAUAAGGGAAGGUUAUCAGCAUCACCACUAGUAGGAAUGGUAUUUGGCUGUGCUGUUUGGGGAACCAUAGCAGACAGUAGAGGUAGAAGAAUAGCUAUCAUUCUAUCUCUACUAGUGGAUUUUUUGGCAGCAAUUGUAUCAUCUCUGGCUGGGAGUUUUAAUUUAUUUCUGAUCUGCAGAUUCUGUAAUGGAUUUGGAAUCAUUGGCGCAACCAAUAUAGUUUUUUCUUAUUUGGGAGAGUUCUUGUCAGUCAAGCAAAGAGAUGUCAUGUUAGGGAGGCUGGAAAUUUUCUGGAAUGUCGGAGUGAUUAUCAUACCAGGUGUGGCCUGGUGUUUGUUGAAUGAGUCUGUGCUCAAAACUUUUUCUGACCACCUCCACUUCAGUCCAUGGAGAAUAUUCGUGGCGAUUUGUGGAAUUCCAAGUUUGAUGAGUUUGAUACUGUUGAUGUUUCUUCCAGAGACGCCGAAAUAUUUAAUUUCGAAAGGAAAAAAUGAUGAAGCUUUGCAUGUGUUUCAGCAAAUGUAUUCUCGGAAUACUGGUCAACCCAACUGUUUUUACCCAGUAUUAAGUUUGGUGGGAGAGUUCGAAAACAACAAUGAAAAUAAAUCUAUCAAAAAUGGUUAUCAAGGAAGGACAAUCUUAGAGAAAGCUAAAAAUGUAUUAAACUCUUUGAAAGUAUUAUUUUCACAACCGUAUCUGAAGUAUAUGGCGAUCACAGGAUUUGCAGAUUUUGGACUGAUGACUAGUUAUUUCACACUGAUAAUGUGGUUCCCGGAUAUUUUCGCCAGAUUUUAUGACUACGAAAUCCAACAUCCCAAUCUUACGGCCAGUAUUUGGGAGGUUUUCCAGAACAACGAAUCUAGAAAUGACAUAUGGCACACAUACGUCACUUGCAAUCCCUCAAUCGACAUAAGGGUGUUCCUCGAUACUCUAAUGAUAGGACUGAGCUGUAUUCCCACAUCCGUAACACUGAGUUUCUUCAUGAGAAAAGUUGGCAAACGAUAUGUCUUAGUUGUUUGCCUCAUAUUAUCCGGUGUGGCAACAGUGUCAUUGAACUGGGUACGAAGUACAGUACAAAUUUUGGUAGUUUCAUGUAUAUUUGAAGCAUUCACCAGUAUUCUAGAAGCAGUACUUUUUUGUGUAGUCAUCGAAUUAUUUCCCACGAAUAUGAGGGCCAUAGCAUUAGCUAUCACUACAACCUCUGGAAGAUUGGGAGCCAUUUUUGGAAAUAUCAUUUUUGGGAUCCUCCUUGAUGUAAACUGUUUGAUACCCAUAUACUUGUUCGGAUCUCUAUUAAUUGCCAGUGGUUUAUUGUGUUUAACUCUGCCUCGACCAAAUAAUUAUAUUGUUAUUCACUAGUAAUUUGAAUGGAAUAAUAUGUGACAAAAAUGAGGAAGUAAGAAAAGAGGAGAACACAAUCAUUUAUAUUAACCUCGGACUGAUAAGAAAAAAUGAUCUGAGGGAACAGUUGCACCUAUCCAGUGAUGUGUUGAUGCCAGUGGAGAACUUCAACGGAAGUGAUAAGAGAAUCAAAUAAUCUAAGUGGAAGACCAAAUAGUUGUAUCAGAAAAUAACAAUAUUAUGAAUUUAUAAAAAUGCAAAUGAAACUUUCACGAUUCAUUAUUCUUUCAAUAAAU
Phaedon cochleariae (mustard beetle) is the source of this 2034-nucleotide messenger RNA. NCBI's taxonomy places the organism in Eukaryota, Metazoa, Arthropoda, Insecta, Coleoptera, Chrysomelidae. The record is from the annotation of a GenBank genome assembly.